Messenger RNA from Fragaria vesca subsp. vesca, 2021 nucleotides. Its product is annotated as ABC transporter G family member 5-like. Gene Ontology annotation, molecular function: ATP hydrolysis activity; ABC-type transporter activity; ATP binding. The coding region runs from base 44 to 1951 and encodes 635 amino acids. The record is from RefSeq and is a predicted model, not a curated record. NCBI's taxonomy places the organism in Eukaryota, Viridiplantae, Streptophyta, Magnoliopsida, Rosales, Rosaceae. Gene Ontology annotation, cellular component: membrane. The transcript has a single exon.
AGAGAAAAAAGAAAACACAAAGUGAGACCUAAAGCUUUGUUCAAUGAAGAAACAAGGAAGUGAGAUUGAGGCAGUCGGGAUUAGCUACAACAUUAAAAUUCAUCAAACCAGAGAUCUUGGCUGCCCUUUUAAGAUUUUCAGCACCAAAAACCAUCCGGAACCAGAUCAAAAGGUUCCAAAACUCGAAGAAGAUGAACCAUGCAGUCCCGGCGUCCGGCGAGUCCUGAAGAACGUGAACUGCUGCGCGAAACCCUGGGAAAUCCUCGCCAUUGUCGGUCCGAGCGGAGCAGGAAAAUCAUCCCUUCUUGAAAUCCUAGCCGGAAAGGUGACGCCACAAAAUGGUUCAGUUUUCGUCAACCACAAGCCGGUGGACAAAGCCAGCUUCAAGAAAGUUUCCGGGUACGUAACACAAAAGGACACUCUCUUUCCUCUUCUUACAGUUGAAGAAACCCUAAUGUUCAGCGCCAAGCUGAGACUGAGGAUCCCUCAGCCCCAGCUCCGCUCCCGAGUCGAGGCACUGAUCGGGGAGCUCGGCCUCACUCAAGUAGCCGGAGCCAGAGUCGGCGACGACAGAUUACGUGGGAUAUCCGGCGGAGAAAGGCGUCGUGUUUCGAUCGGAGUGGACGUGAUUCAUGACCCGGAGGUCUUGAUUCUUGAUGAACCUACUUCCGGGCUGGACAGCACUUCAGCUCUUCAGAUCAUUGACAUGCUCAAAACCAUGGCGGAAAUCCGAGGCAGAACCAUCAUCCUCAGCAUUCAUCAACCCGGUUUCAGAAUCGUGAAGCUCUUUAACUCUAUUCUGUUACUGGCGAACGGCUCUGUCCUCCAUCACGGAACAGUAGACCACCUCGCUCUUAACCUCAAGCUCAUGGGACUCGAGCUUCCUCUCCAUGUCAACAUCGUCGAGUUCGCAAUCGACUCCAUCGAAGUCAUUCACGAGCAAGAGAGUCUACAGUGCGAGCUCAUCGAUAAUGACUGUAUCAAGAGGAGUAAGAGCACUCUUCAACAGCUGUUUCAACAGUCCAAGGUCAUUGAUCAAGAAGAAACCGUCACCAAAUCGCUCCAUUCUCCACUCGAUUUCGCCAACUCGAGACUUCGAGAGACGAUCAUCCUCACGCACAGGUUUUCUAAGAACAUAUUCCGAACCAGGGAGCUGUUUGCUUGCCGGACAAUUCAAAUGCUGGUCUCCGGAUUAGUCCUCGGUUCGAUUUUCUACGAUCUCAAGGGUGAUUUGACCGGCGCAGAAGAAAGGGUAGGUUUAUUUGCCUUCACUUUAACUUUCUUACUCUCCUGCACUACAGAGGCUUUACCAAUAUUUCUUCAAGAAAGAGAGAUUCUGAUGAAGGAAACUUCUUGUGGAAGUUACCGAGUCUCAUCCUACGCCAUUGCCAAUGGUUUAGUCUACUUGCCCUUUCUCCUAAUCCUAGCCAUUCUCUUCACAACGCCAUUGUACUGGCUCGUUGGACUCAACCCGACUUUCAUGGCCUUUUGCCACUUCCUGCUUCUAAUAUGGGUGAUUCUCUACACCGCAAAUUCUGUGGUGGUGUGUAUCAGUGCUUUGGUGCCUAAUUUCAUAAUCGGAAACUCGGUCAUCGCCGGAGUUAUGGGAUCGUUCUUUUUGUUUUCGGGCUACUUCAUUUCGAAGAAAAAUAUUCCGAGUUACUGGAUCUUCAUGCAUUACAUUUCACUGUUCAAGUAUCCGUUCGAGGGGUUUUUGAUAAACGAGUUUUCGAAAUCGGACAAGUGCUUGGAGUACUUCUUUGGGAAGUGCAUGGUGACCGGAGAAGACGUUCUGAGAGAUGAAGGGUAUGGAGAGGAGAGCCGGUGGAGGAAUGUGGCGGUGAUGGUGGGCUUUGUGCUUGUUUACAGGUUCAUUUCUUAUGUCAUUCUUAGGUGUAGAUGCUCCCAGAGGAGGUUCAGUUUCAUAACUGCUCGAUCUUCUUUGGUUUAAAUCCAUAUUUUCCAUUCAUUUCAAACCAAACAAUGUAUGUAUUAUAUGAUGAAUCUCCUCUCUCUCUCUC